This is a messenger RNA of Sparassis crispa, 2766 nucleotides long. Its product is annotated as Retrovirus-related Pol polyprotein from transposon 412. The record is from RefSeq and is a predicted model, not a curated record. The coding region runs from base 1 to 2766 and encodes 921 amino acids. Lineage: Eukaryota; Fungi; Basidiomycota; Agaricomycetes; Polyporales; Sparassidaceae. The transcript has a single exon.
AUGCCCUCUCCAGAUCUCAAGAAGUCCACACCUGCUUUUAUCUAUGAGUCCAAGGCUGCCGUUCCCAAUGCGGCACAUGCGAUCUUCUCUCGCAUGCUUGACGUUGUUGUUCCAAAUGUUACUGUUGGGGAACUUCUUGCUGUCAGUCCUGACCUAUGCAAGGAAGCCAUCGACCACUCGAGAAUGCACCGUAUUGCGACUGCCCCGCAGUCAGCACUGUCCGCGAUUACCUCUCUCACUCUGCCAUCUGUCGAUCAUGCUACCCCCCUUCGCGAAAUUGCUGUGUCGAUCAACGGAAAACUUGUUCUCAGUCUUCUUGAUGAAGGCUCUGAGAUUGUUGUGAUCCAGCAGGACCUGUGUGAAGAGCUCGGGCUGCACAUCAAUGAGACCAUGCGAAUGAAUAUGGAAACCGCAAACAGAGGGAAAGAGCCACUUCCGGGAUGUGUGGAAAUGUUGGAGAUUAAUGUUGAAGGAAUUCGUACCUGGGCACAUGCAUAUGUGGUCCCGAAUGCUCCGUACCGUUUACUGCUCGGUCGACCUUGGCAGAAACACGCACGCCUGCACAAACACGAAUUUGAGGAUGAAAAUGUCUUCAUUACUGUCCAUGACCCUUGCGACCCGACGAACACCCGUGAUCUGUCCACCAAACCUCGGCUCAUUGGUGUCCCCCGCGGAUCAUUCGCACUCACUGUCUCGUCUGCUGCUGUGCGCUCUGAUGUGAUACUGCCUACUAUCAGCGGCCUUACUGACACAUUCCUCGCUGAUGAAGUCUUGCGCUCGAACUAUGAAUGGGACCCCGUUGCUCAUGUCUUCGCAUACAAGAAAGUCGCUAACAAAGUCCGCCCAAUUGUCACUGCCAUGCCAGAGUAUGCGCGAAUCGAACGGUGCAUACCCAAGGACCCUCUCGCCACACUUUCCCCCUUGUCCCCUCAUCCCCCCGAUUUCACACCUGGCACUCAGCUCUCGCAGGAACGCAUGGACAACCUGGGUGUCCUCAUUAGUGAUUUUCUUUGGCCCGAAGAACAGAAGUUGAUUGCCCAGGUUUUGAAGCAAAAUGAGACCGAUAUUGCGUGGGAUGAGUCCGAGAAAGGUCAUUUUCGUGACGAAUAUUUCAAGCCUGUCAUCAUUCCUACCAUUCCGCAUACCCCCUGGGUCCACCGCCAGCCUCCUAUCCCACCAGGUAUCCGUGAAGAAGUUGUCAAGCUGAUUCAGGCAAAGAUCAAGUCUGGUGUCUACGAGCCAUCCAACAGUGCUUACCAAUCAAAAUUCUUCUGUGUUGCGAAGAAGGACGGAUCAGUGCGAAUUGUGCAUGACCUGCAGCCGCUCAACCGUGUCAGUAUCCAGGAUUCCGCAGCACCCCCUUAUGUCGAACACUUUGCAAAGCAGUGUGCCGGCUGUUCCAUAUACACAAUGAUGGACCUCUUCGUCGGAUUUGACCACUGCACACUGGAUCCAUCAUCACGCAAUUUCACCACAUUCCAGAGUCUGGUCGGCACUCUACGUCUUACUGUUUUGCCUCAAGGAUGGACCGGAUUGCCACCAAUCUUUCAAGGUGAUGUCGUGUGGAUCUUGCAAGAUGAGGUUGAAGUUGCCCCGAAUUUUCAAGAUGAUAUUAAUGUUCUAGGCAAGAAGACACGGUACGAAUUAAAUGGAGGAGAAUAUGAAGUCAUACUGGAGAACCCGAAGAUUCAACAUUUUGUCUGGGAGCACGCACAAGACCUCAAUCGCGUCUUGCACCGUCUGAAGCACGCUGGAGCUACCGUCUCAGGCAAGAAGCUCUUCCCCGAUCGAGAAGAAGUUAUCGCUGUUGGCCAAUGUUGCAACUAUGAAGGACGUGCACCCGAUAAUUUGAAAGUCGCCAAGAUUGUCAAAUGGCCCGCGUGUACAACAAAGUCUGAGGUCCGUGGCUUUCUUGGCACAGCAGGAACAGUCUGCAUGUGGAUCAAGGACUUUGCCACCAUUGCACGCCCUCUUGUGAAUCUAACCAAGAAUGAUACCCCUUUCGAGUGGGGCCCCGCAGAACAAGAAUCCAUGGACCUACUCAAGGAUGCUGUUGUUCACUCUCCCGCCAUCUGCCCGAUCGACUACAAGUCCGAUAACGAAGUCAUUCUCGCAGUCGACUCAUCACACAUUGCCACCGGUUACAUUCUAUUACAGCUUGAUGACGCUGCUCGUCGCCGUCCCUCUCGCUUCAGCUCAAUUACUUGGAAUGAUCAGGAGUCUCGUUAUUCACAAGCAAAAAUCGAAUUAUAUGGGCUCUUCCGCUCGCUCAAAGCUGUCAAGAUUUUUAUUGUUGGAGUUCGGAAUCUCACCGUGGAAGUAGAUGCAAAAUAUAUUAAAGGCAUGAUCAAUAAUCCCGAUGCGCAUCUGAACGCCACUAUGAAUCGAUGGAUCGCAGGUAUUUUACUUUUUAAUUUCAAGCUUGUUCAUGUACCAGGACCAAAACACCGAGGACCCGAUGGAUUGUCCCGAUGCCCACGUGCUGAAGAUGACGCCGAAGAUGAUGGAGAGGAUUCGGAGGAGAUUGAGGAAUGGUUGGAUGAGGUUUUGAGUUGUGGGAUAUCGAUUGCUGGAGGAUUAGCAGACGGAAUGAUCGGAAUACCAACAGAAGAAGAAGGACAGAAAGAACAGACAGGUUUAGUUUUAACCGCAGGAUCACACGCGCACGACGCGCACGACGACAUCAUUAUUCCCCCUUCCACGACUUCUCAAUGUGACGAUGACAACUUACACCGCAUUCAACACUAUCUGAGGACUCUCAAAUGA